Molecule: messenger RNA, 2321 nt
Organism: Pteropus alecto (black flying fox)
Lineage: Eukaryota; Metazoa; Chordata; Mammalia; Chiroptera; Pteropodidae
Gene: ZNF622
Product: zinc finger protein 622
Exons: 6
Coding region: 157-1572 (471 amino acids)
Biological process (GO): ribosomal large subunit biogenesis
Cellular component (GO): preribosome, large subunit precursor
Molecular function (GO): nucleic acid binding; zinc ion binding
Source: RefSeq, a predicted model, not a curated record
CAGUGCACCAGUCCCUACGUCAGAUCCAGCAGGGAAGUCUGUGCGUUCUGUGGUUCUUCGUGGCGCCUGAGGUGAAUUAAGGUUUGAGUUCCUCGUGCAGUCAGGCCGCGGGCCUCUAGAUUUCUGCCUCUGUCGCCUCUUAUUUUCUGCCUGGUGAUGGCGACAUACACCUGCAUCACCUGCCGGGUGGCGUUCGACGACGCGGAGAUGCAGCGGGCCCACUACAAGACGGACUGGCACCGCUACAACCUUAAGCGGAAAGUGGCAGACAUGGCCCCGGUCACCGCCGAGGGCUUCCAGGAGCGCGUGCGGGCGCAGCGGGCCGUGGCGGAGCAGGAGAGCAAGGGCACGGCCACCUACUGCACGGUCUGCAGUAAGAAGUUUGCCUGUUUCAACGCCUACGAAAACCACCUCAAGUCCCGGCGGCACAUGGAGCUGGAGAAGAAGGCAGUGAAUCGCAAGGUGGAGAUGAUGAAUGAGAAGAACUUAGAGAAAGGGCUGGGCGUGGACAGUUUGGACAAGGACACCGUGAACGCAGCCAUCCAGCAGGCCAUCAAGGCUCAGCCGUCUCCCAAGAAGGCCCUCCCAGCGCCCAAGAAGGAGUCCGGGAAUCCCGUGGCGGUGGCCAGUGGAGGGCGUGUGACUGACGACCGAGACGCGGCCGAGAAACCUCCCCGGCUCCAGUGGUUUGAACAGCAGGCGAAGAAGCUGGCAAAGCAGCAGGGGGAGGAGGAGAGUGAGGAGGAGGACGUGGAUGGAGACGAUUGGGAAGAUAUUGAUUCUGAUGAAGAAUUGGAAUGUGAGGAUGCUGAAUCGAUGGAUGAGUUGGAGGAGCUGGAUGCAGAGGAGGAAGAAGCUGUGGGAAGCGCCCCUCCUGGUGCCAUCCCCGUAACGGACUGCUUAUUUUGUCCCCAUCAUUCAAGCUCCCUCAUGAAGAAUGUGGCUCAUAUGACUAAAAUCCACAGCUUCUUUAUUCCUGAUAUAGAAUAUCUUUCAGAUCUUAAGGGACUGAUUCGGUAUUUGGGAGAGAAAGUCGGCGUAGGGAAGAUUUGCUUGUGGUGCAAUGAGAAAGGGAAAUCCUUUUACUCCACGGAAGCUGUACAGGCGCACAUGAAUGACAAAAGCCACUGUAAGCUCCUCACAGAUGGUGAUGCUGCUUUGGAGUUCGCAGACUUCUAUGAUUUUAGGAGUAGCUACCCAGAUCACAAGGAGGGGGAGGGGCCCGAUGGGACUGAGGAGCUGCCCUCAGAAAAGACCUUGGACUACGAUGAUGAAACCAUGGAGCUGAUCCUACCUUCUGGUGCCAGAGUAGGUCAUCGCUCUCUGAUGAGGUACUACAAACAGCGCUUUGGAUUGUCAAGAGCUGUGACGGUUGCCAAGAACCAGAAGGCCGUGGGCCGAGUACUCCAGCAGUACAGGGCCCUGGGAUGGACCGGCAGCACAGGAGCAGCUCCUAGGAGCCAGCGGGACAUGCAAUAUGUCCAGAGGAUGAAGUCGAAAUGGAUGCUGAAGACAGGCCUGAAGAACAAUGCCACCAAGCAGAUGCACUUUAGGGCCCAAGUGAUGUUCUGAGGGUCUGCCGUGGAUUGCGUCAUCCGUCUCCUGCACAGGUGUCCUUGCCUGAGGACCAGCGGAAGCCACGUGGCGUGACAGAGCCUUUUUGCUGCUGCUUCGUCCUGUACUUCAUCUGUUCAGAAUAAUAAUAAAAGGCAGAAUCACUGGCUUUCAGAUGUCAUUUCUGGACAGGGUUUAAAGAUCAUGUUUUCACAAAGUGAGCGGUGUCUGCCGGACUCAGGACUUGCACGGCUGCGAGGCAGCGUCUUUGUUACCUCAGCUUUUACCUGACUUACGGGUGUCAGAAGGAUGUGGGAAACGAAGUGGCUUGUGCAACCCAAACGUAGUUUCACUUUCAGAAGAAUAACUUAGCAGGUUAUGGCACUGGAACCUACAUAAGGAGACUAUUGAAUGUCACCCAUUUGAAUGUGUCACGGCCCAUGAGGUGGCGAAAGUCUCUGGGCACAUUCAGUAAAUGCAGGCGAGUUAAAGAGCAUGUCGGGGUCCUUAUUUCUGAACGGGAACCCACAGAACGACCGCGCUGUGCACUCGGCUGGUUCCAGUGCCGCCUUUACGUGAGCAGUCAUUUUCGGAAGGAAAUAAAUGUAAAAUGUUUACGUCUCAUUUUAGAAACAAAUUACCUGGGGGUGAAAUCUCUGAAAUGAUUCUCAGCUUAGGUGGUUUAGAAGAAACACUGAUAUAUUGGAAAUGAAGCUAAACAUGAAGAUUAAAGUGAUUGAGCUACCUUUGUGGCUUUGAAAAACUGA